Molecule: messenger RNA, 1374 nt
Organism: Penicillium atrosanguineum
Lineage: Eukaryota; Fungi; Ascomycota; Eurotiomycetes; Eurotiales; Aspergillaceae
Exons: 2
Coding region: 1-1374 (457 amino acids)
Molecular function (GO): monooxygenase activity; heme binding; iron ion binding
Source: RefSeq, a predicted model, not a curated record
AUGUCGUUCCAAAUUCCUCAGCCCCCUGGAGUUCCGAUACUAGGAAAUGUGUUUGAUGUCAACCCCAACGAGACAUGGAAUUCAUUGAUUAAACUCUCGGAGAAGUACGGACCGAUAUUCAAAAUCAAUGCACUAGGUAAACAAAUCGUCUUCGUCAGUAACGUUGCUCUGCUCGAGGAGAUUUGCGAUGAGCGACGCUUCCGCAAGUGUGUCACAGGCCCAGUCGUGGAGAUGCGCAAGUGCGCGAAUGACUGUUUAUUCACCGCAUACGACAACGAGAAGAUAUGGGGUGUCGCCCAUCGUAUCAUGAGCCCGUACGUUAGCAAGACCGCGACAGACAAUUGCUUCAACGAUAUGGCAAAUGUGAUUUCGGACUUGACAACGAAGUGGACAUCGGGAACGAAGAAGCGGGUUCUCUUCACCGACGACCUUGAUCGCCUGUUGAUGGCUUCGGUCAUGCAGUGCUUCUACGGCCAGCGCGCGGAGCUCCUCGAAGGCCCCGAACCUCCUCUAGUCAAAGCCUGGGAGCGUAUCACAAUGGAAGCAAUGAAGCGGCCCACGCGCCCGAAGAUGCUCACCUGGAUUCUGUACCAGCGUGGUUGGGAUAAUGAUAUCAAGACGAUGCGUGAUUUCGCGACCGGAAUCAUCAAGCACCGGAAGGAGAACCCUGACGAUUCUCGCAAUGACCUGCUGGACGGUCUGCUCAACAACACGGAUCCGCAAACAGGAGAGAGACUCUGCGACACAUCAGUCGUCGACGAGGUGGUAACAAUGUUCAUCGGCGCCGCGACAGCACCGAAUCUUGUCUCAUAUGCACUGUAUUACUUGAUGAAGAACCCCGAGAAGAUGAAGAAGGCAAGAGCCGAAAUUGAAUCGAUCGUCGGCCCAAAUGAGAGGAUCCAGCUAGAGGACCUCAAAAAGAUGGAAUACUGCGAAGCCAUCAUCCGCGAAUCACUUCGUCUCUCUGCCGCAGCGCCCGGUUUCAAUAUCGAACCUCUUCCAUCAAAAGACCAGAGACCGGUCAUGCUUUCAGGAGGAAAAUACCAGAUCCCCCACAACCAAGCCAUGAUUGCCAUUCUCCACACGGUUAAUCGUGACCCUGCGGUCUUUGAAGACCCGGAAGCCUUCAUCCCCGAGCGCAUGCUGGGUGAGAAAUGGGAUAAUCUUCCAAAGGCAGCGAGGAGAGGCUUUGGAAAUGGCAAGCGUCAGUGCUAUGGUACGCAGUGGGCCUGGCGAUGGUCAAUUCUCACCAUCGCUAGUAUACUCAAGGAUGUUUCGUUUGAGUUGGAGGAUCCGGAUUAUGAGCUCACUUCUAAUGGAGCGUUUAGCGUGAAGCCAUUGGAGUUCUAUGGUCUUGUCAGUCCUAGGAGGUAG